Messenger RNA from Silurus meridionalis, 639 nucleotides. Its product is annotated as fatty acid binding protein 1-B.1-like. The transcript is spliced from 4 exons. Bases 94 to 480 code for a protein of 128 amino acids. Gene Ontology annotation, biological process: fatty acid transport. The record is from RefSeq and is a predicted model, not a curated record. Gene Ontology annotation, molecular function: fatty acid binding. Gene Ontology annotation, cellular component: nucleus; cytosol. NCBI's taxonomy places the organism in Eukaryota, Metazoa, Chordata, Actinopteri, Siluriformes, Siluridae.
GAAUCUCCGCCCUCAUUAGUUAAUCAUUACAGUAGAGAAUGAAAAUAUAAAUUCUCAGAAGUUAGAAUUUCUUCUCUCACUUGUCCUGUCACGAUGUCCUUCUCUGGAAAAUUUCAACUGGAAAACCAGGAGGGCUUUGUGCCUUUCAUGAAAGCCAUUGGUCUUCCUGAUGACCUCAUCGAGAAAGGCAAAGACAUCAAGAGUGUCUCUGAGAUUGAACAGAAUGGAGACAGCUUCAAAGUGACAAUUACCACAGGGAGUAAAGUUAUGGUUCAUUCCUUCACUAUAGGACAAGAGUGUGAAGUGGAGACAAUGACUGGAGAAAAAGUCAAGGCCACAGUGAUGAAAGAAGGCAACAAACUGAAAACAAAUCUGAAGGGUAUUGAAUCAGUGACAGAGCUUGUGGAUGACAACACAAUUGUGCAUACCAUGACUCUCGGCAGCAUUGUCUUCAAGAGAACCAGCAAACGUGUGUCAUGAUAAACUCUGUUCUUUUGAAACAUAAUUAAGAGUAUCAUUUUCCCAGUUUCUUUCACUUAAUAAUUGUAAUGUAUGACACUAAAUUAACCACUGGAGCAUUUAACUGAAUUUGGUUUCUUUAAAGAAAAAAACAGUUUAAAAAUAAAACUUUUAACUGAU